This is a messenger RNA of Bipolaris oryzae ATCC 44560, 447 nucleotides long. RefSeq lists its product as uncharacterized. The transcript is spliced from 2 exons. Lineage: Eukaryota; Fungi; Ascomycota; Dothideomycetes; Pleosporales; Pleosporaceae. The record is from RefSeq and is a predicted model, not a curated record. The annotation marks the transcript as partial.
AUGCAGAUUGUCCGACGACGAUUGCGAUUUAUGAGCAACCCAAGCAAAAAGCCUGGUAUGAACACUUCUACCCCGAAGACGGCUUGCCCUGGAACUCGAGGGCCUGGACGCUCCAGGAACGCCUAUUGUCUGCGCGGGUCCUGUAUUUCGCCAACGGACUCCACCCUCGUUCCGAAGACCGUGCUACAGGAGGUUGACGCCUAUGCGCUUAUGGGCAUGUGGUACCGCAUUGUCGCCGAUUACAGCCGCCGACGCCUGACCAAGGGACAGGACCGUCUCACGGCGAUAUCAGGCGUUGCGCGCUUCAUUGCAGAGAGAGUGAAAAGCGAGUAUUGGACUGGGCUGUGGGCGUCGGAAUUCGUCUACGGGCUCUUGUGGAAGUCGUCGUAUCCAAUCACGAAAAUAAACAAGUGGAGUACUGAUUACGACUACGAUCCUGUCAGCCAG